Trachemys scripta elegans is the source of this 1800-nucleotide messenger RNA. It is a transcript of the gene SPRED3, whose product is annotated as sprouty related EVH1 domain containing 3. Gene Ontology annotation, molecular function: protein kinase binding. The coding region runs from base 104 to 1381 and encodes 425 amino acids. Lineage: Eukaryota; Metazoa; Chordata; Testudines; Emydidae. The record is from RefSeq and is a predicted model, not a curated record. Gene Ontology annotation, biological process: multicellular organism development; negative regulation of MAPK cascade. The transcript has 6 exons. Gene Ontology annotation, cellular component: membrane.
UUUUCCCUUUUCCCAGCUCAGCUUUGGAUUCUCUCUUCUCUCCCCAGCUCCUGGUUCUCCACUCCCGGUGUAAGAAAUCAGUCCAGGCCCCCAGCUGUGUUACAUGCUUCGGGUGCGAGCUGUGGUGAUGACCCGAGACGACUCGAGCGGGGGAUGGGUGCCCAUGGGCGGGGGCGGCCUGAGCCACGUCAUGAUCGGCAAAGUCCGGCGCCCAGAGGAGGGCGGGCGGCGGCGCCAAUACCUGAUCUGCGGGGAACGCCUACGCGACCAGACCACCAUCCUGGAGUGCGUGCUGAAGAAGGACCUCGUCUACAACAAGGUGAACCCCAUCUUCCACCACUGGAAAGUCGGCGACAGCAAGUUCGGCCUGACCUUCCAGAGCCCCGCCGAUGCCGCAGCCUUCGAGCGGAGUGUGCAGGCCGCCCUGGAGGAGCUCGCCGAAGGUUCUCUCUCCUCCUCCUCCUCCUCCUCCUCGUCUCAGGAUGACGCCGACGGGACGGAUGACGCAGGGUUGAUGCACACGGACAGCGAAUCCUCCUCGAACAGCCGGAAGGAAAUGCUCCCCAAACACAUCACCAUUGUGACUAGCGAGUCCUCCUCCAGCUGCUACAUCCGCUCGCCCGCCUCCGAGGAGUUUGCCUUCAGCACGGCCCAGGGGUCGACGCCAACCAACCAGGGAGGGCAGGUGCAGACCCAGCCCCUGCAGCACGUGACCCUGCACGACGAGGAGGAGCUGGAGAGCAUCAACCCGUGCAAGGACCUGUGGGUGAGCAAGGGAUAUGAGGACUACAGGCGGGCGGCGGUGCACAAGCGGGAAGCCAACCCCGACAAGGUCGGCAUGUGCGUGCACUUCGAGAAGGGCAGCAAGGAGCGCCACUUCCCGGCAGCGGGGGGAGGCGGCGGAGGCGGCGAGGGCCACCUCAGAGACCCCAAGGGUUCCCCGUCCUGCCGGAUCCACGCCGCCCCUUCGCCGCCCAAGCAGAAGCACGCCAAGGAGCCGGGGGCCAGCGGCGGGGCAGGCUCGGAGGAAGACGCCGUGCCCUCCCGCUGCGUCUAUUGCCGGGACGUCUUUAACCACGAGGAGAACGGGCGGGGCCAGUGCCAGGACGCGCCGGACCCCAUCGGGCGCUGCGUCUACCAGCUCACCUGCAUGUGGUGUGCCGAGAGCAUGCUCUACCACUGCAUGUCGGACUCGGAGGGCGAGUACUCGGACCCUUGCUCCUGCGACCUGGGACACCCGCACUUCUGCGUCCGCUGGAUGGCGCUGGUGGCUCUCUCCCUCGUCGUGCCUUGCAUGUGCUGCUACCUGCCGCUCCGCGCCUGCCACUGGUGCGGGGAGCACUGCGGCUGCUGUGGUGGGAAACACAAGGCCGUGCGGUGAAGCCGGCCGGCGUGCGGCGCUCUUCUUGGCUUGGCUGGGGGGGAAGAGAGGCGAGGAGAUGGAGGCAGAGUCUUAAGCGGCGGCAGGGGGGCUGAUUUCCCCCUUCUCUUGCACGCCCCAGCCCCCGUGUCCCGUGUUUGGAGGGGGAGGAGCUAGGCGGUUUUAUUCCGAGUGUCGGGCGUGGCUGGUGAGUUUCAUUAUUUUUUUUUUCCUUUAAAAUUUCAACAUUUUGGGUCCUUUUUUAUAAAAAAAAAAAAAUAAUAAAGAAAUGAAAAAGAAAUGAAAGAAAAAGAAAACAAAUAAAAUGAACGAACGACAGUCUCAGGAGAGAUAGGUAGAUGGUCAUGGAGGGGGCAGUUUUGCCCUCUCCCUUCCUCCUAGCUAAGGGGGGGGGGGCCACAAAGAAAAUUUAACCCCUC